AGAGAAAAGACGCUCCUCAGCCUGAGGACACAUCACCUGCUCCAAGGCACUUGGUCUGCCCACUCCUCCAUGGAUUCAGCCAGCGUGGGGGUGCUGUGCGCCCUGCUCCUGCUCUCGCUGCCGGCCGGCCAAGCCCAGAAGCGGGCAAAGGAUCACCCGCGCCACCACCACCACCACUGCUUCAGCCAGGAGCAGCUGCAGGCCGGGGAGCUGCCCACCCACUUUGUGAGCAGGACCAUGAAGUGGGACCGAUACGCCCCCGUGCAGCUGGUGCCACACCUGGAAAAGAUGCAGCAGGAAGGAGGCCAGAGACGCAAGCGCCAAGUAGAUGGGUGCCCGGCUCUGCAGCUCCAGGCUACCGUCAACAGCGAGCCCAACGAGCGCUCCCUCUCUCCCUGGAGAUACCGCAUCGAUGAGGAUGAGAACCGCUACCCGCAGAAGCUUGCCUUCGCCGAGUGCCUGUGCACCGGCUGCAUUGACGUCAAGACAGGCCGGGAGACGUCCUCACUCAACUCUGUGCCCAUGCACCAGACCAUGAUGGUGCUUCGCCGCAAGCCGUGCCCACACAAUGCCAGCCCUGGGACCUUUGCCUUGGAGGUGGACUACAUCAAGGUGCCAGUCGGCUGCACCUGUGUCCUCCCCAGGUCCAGCGGCUGAGCACGUGACAGGUGCUGGAGCAGCAGAGCUCCCAUGGAGCCAGCUGAUUUCCAGCAUCUUAACCCCAGACCCCUACUGUGACCAUGUCACACCGACCAGUAUGUUUGUUUUAAAGCACUUACUAUUUAUUUCAGUUGUAGGCCCUAUGGAACCGUUUCCCUGUCCCUAGCGAGACCUGCCCAACCAGCUAGCUGUCCUGGGAUUUGGAUUUCAGCCUGCCACCUGGUGCUCCUGAAAUCCAAACCUUCAGCUGCCAAGAUUGAGCUGCAGGUGCUUUGCAAGCUGGACAUGCAGUGAAAAGAGCUGUGAAUCCUCAUGCUUCAGGGCACCACCUGACUGUCAGUUAGAGAGGUCAGGAAGGAAUUUCCUCCUGGCUAGAGUUUUGCACAAUUAGGUGCAUCUCUUGGGAGAAGAGAGGGAAUGUAUUCCUUCCUCUGAAGCAACUGGCAGUAGCCACAGGCCACUAGCCUGCUGGAGGGCUCAUUCUAAUGCUCUUGUGUUUAUUACAGACCUCGUGCCUAGCUGGUCCUGCCUCCUUCCCCACGGUAGCUAGAAGGUGCAUGUGAUGGGAGGAGGAGGGGUCAUAUGGAGCUAGGCAAGCACAUCUUCCUUGCAGAUUGCACACAUUGUGCCAGGCGCUGCUCUCUAGCAGAGAGCAGGCCAGGGCUCAUUUUUUUUUACAAAAAGCCCCCAAAACAUAUGAAAUUCCAGCCAGAAAAGCCUGGCAGGAAAGGCUGCACAGUGAAGCAAUGCGGGGGUUGCCUCCAUAGCCUUAACUCUGCCCUGCAGGAAGCAGUGCGUACUGACUAGCAUUGUCCUUGCUGCUUCAUUUUGCAGCCUUAAGAUGCUCUGUGGGCCGGGGACUCGCCUGUACUUUCCUGUCAAACCCAAGCACGCUGGCUGGCCAGCAAGCUAUGACAUGGGGCGAUCAGCCCUGCUCUGGAGCCCGGCCUGCCUGUGCUCUGCGCAUUCCCAGCCGCUUGGGAGACCUGCAGUCCCCUGCAGCCGCCCUUGACGCUGCAACGCAGGGAACCAUGGCCUAGUACAAGGCUGCGUCCUGCCCAGAUGGCCCCCAGCUGGGCCGAAAGGGGUCGGGGCCAGCCAGCCGUGACGCUGAUUUGUUCUGUGUAUUUAUUGGUUAUUUAUUUAUUUCUAUUUGAUGGGAGAUGCCGUCCCCAGAGGCGGAGGUGCCCGCACCCUUGUAACCACGAGGAGGUAAUGCUAUGGCAAUGAGAUGCCGGUGAUACUGUUCCCCAGGGCGGGAGGGGCUCACCGUUAGGCCUCCUCCACCGAGAAUCACUGUGCCAGAUCCACCCCCCCGGUCUGUCUCACACUAGCCACAGCCUGAAGUCUUGCACUGGAAAUCAGGCCCUCCAAGUGGGACAUCAGUGAGGUGUUCUGGCCAUGUUGGCGCUGGGCAGUGCCUAUAAUCCCGCAUGAGCAUCAACAUGCCCUUGAAAAGCAACACCUGUGGCUUGUAAGCGAAGCAAGUGGCCAGACGUGUGCUCAGUCCCCACAGCGUCCGGCCAGCCCAGCAUCCAGCUGGAGCCAAGACUGGGCCAUUUCUUUUGCACCAGCUGCUGCUGUUGCUUUUGAAAGUGGCUAGGGGGCGCUCUCCCUCCCCAGCCCUCCAAGCUACAGAGGGGAAAAAUCUAUUUAUUUAAGCUCCAUUUAUUGUGAAUUCUGGUGAGUGUGUGAUAAGACCUAAUUAUUAUUAUUAUUAUUUAUGCCAAGCCAUUUUAUUUAUUGUGUCACUGUUGAGCCGCGCUAUUUAAUAUUGCCUGGAUUGGAAUGUUGCUGAUUUGUUGAAAGCCGCUGAUGUAAUUUCUCUGGUGUGGGA
Molecule: messenger RNA, 2497 nt
Organism: Mauremys reevesii (Reeves's turtle)
Lineage: Eukaryota; Metazoa; Chordata; Testudines; Geoemydidae
Gene: IL17C
Product: interleukin 17C
Exons: 3
Coding region: 70-657 (195 amino acids)
Biological process (GO): inflammatory response
Cellular component (GO): extracellular region
Molecular function (GO): cytokine activity
Source: RefSeq, a predicted model, not a curated record